Molecule: messenger RNA, 910 nt
Organism: Exophiala xenobiotica
Lineage: Eukaryota; Fungi; Ascomycota; Eurotiomycetes; Chaetothyriales; Herpotrichiellaceae
Exons: 4
Coding region: 212-685 (157 amino acids)
Biological process (GO): response to oxidative stress; mitochondrial respiratory chain complex I assembly
Cellular component (GO): membrane
Source: RefSeq, a predicted model, not a curated record
GUCAGAAGGCUCCGGUGACAUUCGCCAAGGGAAUCGAGCUCAAGCCGCAAUUCAAGUUCGCUUGCGUCCACUCAGCUGUUACUCCGACAAACCGGUCGAAUCAGUGUAUCCAACAAAGACAUCAUUUUUCGAGACGAGGCUUCGAGCCUGAGAGCUACAUCAGCUUACUCUUGCCCCUCGAGCCUCGCCGUCCAUCUUCCGACCCUUAACCAUGUCGACCGUCACCCGUACCCUGCGCAAUUUGUGGAAGAUCGGUUUCAAAGAGUAUGGCCAUCAGAUACAAUAUAUGGGAGAUACCAAGUAUGGCGUCCUCGUGGGCAAGGAUCGAUAUGGAAACAAAUUCUAUGAGAACUUAGAGGAAGAUCUUCCACUACGGACCCGAUGGGUCGAUUACAAAGACAAAGAGCUGGACGCAAGUCAAAUAGAGCCCGGUUGGCAUGCGUGGAUGAGCUACCUGGUAGACAAACCACCUGUCGAAGAUAAAAUCAUGGCUGUUGGACUGCGGCCAUGGGAACCCAAAGAACCCAAAAUCAACAUGACAGCCAGCAGAGCUGCAUAUCGCCCAUACUCAACGACGAAACCGAAGUACAGCACCUGGGACCCUGUGGCCAAACCGCGAGACGGUUCAACACCAUUCGCCCAAAGGGACAUUCGGGAAGGAGGAGAGUUUGAACCAAAAGCAUAGGCUGAUGCUACGACAUUAAAGCUUGUACAGAUGCAUGCAUGAGGCGUUUCGAGAAGGGGUUCGCUUGCAAAACAACAAUUCUAUAUCGCAGGAUGGGGUAUCUUGAAUAUGCCACAACAAAACCGACCUCGGACUCCAAUGCCUUGUCAUUUCAUGCCUCUGUCGUGCGCCGGUGUAUCCUUGCCGGUCCCAGUUCCGCUCGCACUUCAUCAAGUUGUUGAAGAC